AUGAGUGAACAAGCAGCAAAAAGCAGUUCCACUCAACAGAGACCCAUGGAUACAAGUUCUCCUGAGAAAACCUGCCAAACUGAGCUGAAGCAACUGCAACAGAUAGAGCGGCAGCUCAGAUGCCUGGCGUUCCAGAACCCCGGGCCCCAGGUAGCCGACUUCAACCCCGAGACACGGCAGCAGAAGAAGAGGGCCAGGAUGUCGAAGAUGAAUGAGUAUUUUUCUACAAAGUACAAAGCGGUGAGGAAGUACAGCAGGAGUGGCAAGCUCGUCUGCAAUGACGCCGACCUGUGCGACUGCCUGGAGAAAAACUGCCUGGGCUGCUUCUACCCGUGCCCCAAGUGCAACUCCAACAAGUGCGGCCCCGAGUGCCGCUGCAACCGCCGCUGGGUGUACGACGCCAUCGUCACGGAGACCGGUGAGGUUAUCAGUGCCCUGCCCUUCGCUAUUCCCGACUAG
Ochotona curzoniae (black-lipped pika) is the source of this 459-nucleotide messenger RNA. RefSeq names its product ADP ribosylation factor like GTPase 14 effector protein like (gene ARL14EPL). NCBI's taxonomy places the organism in Eukaryota, Metazoa, Chordata, Mammalia, Lagomorpha, Ochotonidae. The transcript is spliced from 3 exons. Bases 1 to 459 code for a protein of 152 amino acids. The record is from RefSeq and is a predicted model, not a curated record.